Serpula lacrymans var. lacrymans S7.9 is the source of this 357-nucleotide messenger RNA. RefSeq lists its product as uncharacterized. The transcript is spliced from 2 exons. Lineage: Eukaryota; Fungi; Basidiomycota; Agaricomycetes; Boletales; Serpulaceae. The record is from RefSeq and is a predicted model, not a curated record. The coding region runs from base 1 to 357 and encodes 118 amino acids.
AUGACUGGACUGCCUACUACAUUAAUAUGGAAUGGUGUUGGACACAUGGGCAACUCCGUCAAGCACCACCCUUCUGGAGCUUAUGGACCUCAAAAACAACUUCCAGGUUUGCACAAAAAUGAAGAAGAAGAACGCACAUACUGCGAUCAAGGCUAUUAUAAGGAGGCUAUUAAAGAGGGCACAGACAAGUAUAAUGGCGGCAAAAGUAAAGACAAAGAAUAUGACGAAGAUGAGGAUGGUGAUGGUGAUGGUGAUGGUCAAGAGGAGGAGGAGGAUGACAAUGAUGAGGAUGGGGAUGGAGAUGGAGACAAAGAGGAGGAUGCUGGCAGUUUUGAUGUUGGCUUUGACAAUUUGUGA